AUGCAAGUACUGAACUUCAACAGCAACCACCCAAUCAGUCACAAACGCAGUUGUGCAAGGACGCUCUAUCGGCGUGUCGAAACGCACUGCAGUGAGCCGGAAGACAAGAUUGCUGAACUACAAUACCUCCGACGGGUAUUCAAAGCCAAUGGCUACCCGGGCAACUUUGUCAACCGGUGCAUACGCAAAAUGAACGAAAGGCCUAACCGCAGGGACACCAAAGUUUGGCGAGCGCUUCCAUAUGUCAAGAACGUUUCGGAAGCUGUUGGCCGCCUUCUCGUACCGCUGGGGGUUGGAGUUGCACACAGGCCAGAGGCAACCAUCAGGCGUCAAUUGAUGAAACCAAAAGACCCACUGCCACGGCAAGAAACGUCUGGAGUCGUUUAUCGGAUCUGGUGCAGUUGCGGACAAAGCAACUACGUCGGAGAAACCGGAAGACAGCUCCGAACGCGAAUGGCCGAACACGCUGCAGCAGUGCGAAGAAAUGACGCCGGUUCUCAAGUUGCGGCUCAUUCGACGGGUUCCGGCCACACAUUCAAAUUUGACGAGGCCGAAAUUCUCGCAAGAGGUGACAACCGCGUGAGCCGGGAGCUGCUUGAGUCAUGGUUCACUGGCCCUCAGUCUAUUAACAAGUGCAAUGAUCUUCCCAUUCAAUACAGCGUGCUGAGACUUCGUCUAGGCGGAGAAAUUGGCCACGCAGGGAGCGCCCUGAUGAACACUCCUCCCAACACCCGGGUCAGCGCGUCAGAUGGUCGAGCAAUCAUCACACCAACAUCCAACGCACGUGAUGAAAUUGCAGCAAUUAACGACGCGAAUAUCGACCAUCACGCCACGUGCAACGAUCCCUGA
Messenger RNA from Spirometra erinaceieuropaei, 849 nucleotides. Lineage: Eukaryota; Metazoa; Platyhelminthes; Cestoda; Diphyllobothriidea; Diphyllobothriidae. The record is from the annotation of a GenBank genome assembly.